Messenger RNA from Argiope bruennichi, 5171 nucleotides. It is a transcript of the gene IA-2, whose product is annotated as receptor-type tyrosine-protein phosphatase N2-like. Gene Ontology annotation, cellular component: secretory granule. Bases 700 to 4116 code for a protein of 1138 amino acids. Gene Ontology annotation, biological process: protein dephosphorylation. The record is from RefSeq and is a predicted model, not a curated record. Gene Ontology annotation, molecular function: protein tyrosine phosphatase activity. The transcript is spliced from 26 exons. NCBI's taxonomy places the organism in Eukaryota, Metazoa, Arthropoda, Arachnida, Araneae, Araneidae.
UCAAGAUGUUUUGUUAGGUGUGCAGCCAUAGGUUAGCGAUACAGCAGAUUCUUUGAUGACCGUAUUAUCCCCACUCUAAAGCAAGAAAAAUGAUCAAUACAGAGCUUAUGCAGGAUAUAACAAUUUAUUAUACAGUAAGCCGGUAAAGAAUGCGAUUCAAGUUAACUUCCAAGACAAGUCUGCCAUCUUUGCUUACUUUACUUCUUGUCUGGGUAACAAGUUCACCUGAUCUGACCCCUUAUAAUUCUUAGCUGUGUAUUGUUCUGUUGUGUGUACUAUUGAAAAGGAGUUGAGAGUCGGGGUCGUCCGCCAAGUUUCUUUGAAUCCUACCUAUAUUGCGUGUGGCUGUUCAUAACGCAGUGGGAUGUUAUCAACAUAUUGUUGACUGACACGGAUGCACAUAAAGCGUACAGUCCCCAGAUUGCUUCAGUGACGUCACACCUACGUCAUCAUCCGGGAUCCUCCUCAGCUGUCAAAAGACCGCCAUGGCAGUCCGUUCGCAGUUGCCGAUCGAAUAAAAAGGCCCACCUGCUCCAGUGGUGGCAGUGAAGCCCAUAAUACGCAGUGUGCACGCCGUCUCACCAACGGGGGUCGGCCUUCCUUGUUAUCAACGUUACUGGAUUUCACCUACAGAGGCAGAUUAGAUUUAAAUAUCAUGUCUUUUUAGAAUAAAAAUUGCUGGAUAUUUCAGAGCACCACAUGGGUGAUCUAAAUGCAAAGAAGUACAGCUUGCUGCUGUGCAUCAUUAUCCUUUCAGGAUGGAUGAACCAAUGCGUGAUCUGUAAGAACAGUGUGGGUUGUUUCUUCAGCCCAACUGUGUGUGAAGUUGAAGAAGAAUGUUUUGAUGAUAAUGUUUUUGGGCGCUGUCAAAUUCCUUUCGGCACUGACGUGGACCUCUUUCGCCAUCUUCUCGGACCGGAGACUAUCCAACUGUUAGAAAGCGAGCUUUCUCGUUUGUUUGCGGGGGGUUACCGUUGGGGCCACGAUUACUCUCAAUGUGUCGUACAGAAUAUUCUUUACUCGAGUCGUCACCAAAUCUCUUAUGAUCCAGGCCUUUGCUCCCGAGUUUUGCAGUUUACUUUGCCGGAAGUACCACCAGAAAUACUUUCUGAAUUAGAAUCGCCAGAACCAGAUGAAUUGGCUUUCAUAAAGUUUAAACCGAAUAGAGAUGAUCCUGCUAGCGAUAUUUAUGCGGAUGAAAUAUUCUCUCCUCCCAUCUUCUCGGAGAGUGCUGAAAGUAAAGAUACGGAUAAAAGAACCCCCAUUCAUAUGUAUCCUGACAACGAAUGGCCUAAUAACUUUGGUCGAAACUUUAACCAAGAUACUUCUGAAGAGCAGACUUUAGCCGAUAAAGAAACCCUCAUUCAAGAGCUCCUGAAAACGGCAAAGGAUACUGAGAAGUUAUUUGAAGGAUUUCAGGAUAAAGCUGAACGAUAUCCUGAUGAUGAUACUCCUUUGAUCAAGACUGAAUUAUCGUCUGAUUUGACACAGCUGCCUGCAUUCACCGAGGGUGGAAUCGAAUGGUUGCCGGCUGAUGAUGAAGAUGAUGGGAUGGUUGAUGAGCUAAUUGAACCGUAUGACAAGAAGAGAAUUAAAGUGGCUUACCACGAAGAUAGUCCCUUUCACGAGGAAAGAGAUAAAAACUUCAACCGGGGGAGUAGUCAAAAGAAUGUAAUCACCUUGAAUGAAUCCGCCUUUGAUGACAGCGAUAACGAUCUAUUGAAAUUUCGAGAAGAAACACCAGAUAACGAUCUAUUGAAAUUUCGAGAAGAAACACCAAAUAACGAUCUAUUGAAAUUUCGAGAAGAAACGCCGGAUAACGAUUUGCUAAAAUUUCAAGAACAAGCAUCAGAAAAUGAUUUGAUGAGGUUCCAAGAAGCGGCCCCAACAUUUGGAAAGACUCCCUUAAAUGAUGAUGAUUCGAAUUUUCAAUGGAACACUAAGCAUCGAACUAAAUUAAUGGACGAUGAUUUGACUCGGUUUGCUAAAGGAAAUGCAAGUCCUGGUAGAACGAAUAUUUUAAGUUCCACCCAGCCCGAAAAUGACGAGCUGAGUGAUGUAAUUGAAAACGAUUAUUUAGAAGAUCAGCUCUAUGCAAUUCUACCUCUUAAUAAGAACAAACCUAUAUCUUCGAAUGAUAAGCGAUAUGAUACAAAAAAGCCAGGCCCAACCUACAUGAUUCAUGAAGAUGAAGAUGGUGACACAUCGCACGAUGAUGAUCAAAUGGCGAUGCAAGGAACCGACCGGUUCAUACAAGCUCUUUCUAGGAAAGUGUGGCAGAACCAGAACCAGUUGCAUUCCCUGUUCACUCCAUCUGUUGGAGUUGCGAAACCUCUAUUACCUUUCAUUCGAAGAUUUGAAGCAACAGAUGAAUUUCGGAGAAUUUAUGUUACUGAUGAUGACGAAGAAAAUGAUAAUAUUAUAAAAGACAAAACGGAAAAUCCCAAGGAACCGGAAGAGAAGCCGAAAACGUUCGAACGCAUCACGAAUGACCAACCCGAGGUGAUUGAAGGCAUCGACAAUGACGAAUUGAAAACCCUCCGAGAUGAGGACAAGACGGCUAAUGCCGCAAAGACCGGCGAAGGCCACCUCGGUCGAUACGAUUCCGUCGAUGCGACGCACACAAAUUUGGUCAUCAAAGAAAAGUCACCAAAUGAGGACGAAGCACAGAAUUUAGUGAAAGUUCUGGAGAAAUAUUUGGAUCUUGACAGAGGAAGUUUUUCAAACGUUAAGGUUAAUGGAAGAAUUGUAACAUUUAAAGUUAAUCCUAAUUCCAAAGGACUUAACGCAUCUGAAGUUUCUACUAGAGCACAAUCACUUGCGAACGAAAUUAAAAAGCAAACAGGACUCACUGUGGAAGGUGCGAAUAUCGGAGACAAGGUACCCUACACGCCUACAAAUCCAGAUCAUGACCAACGUCUGGUAAUUCUCACUUUUGCACUCUGUGGUGGUGUGGCUGGUAUUUUACUAGCUGCUGUGGCUGCAUACCUUGUCCGGAGACAUUCGAAAUCACGAGAUAAACUUCAAAAUAUUACUCAACCAGAUACAGAAGCAAGCCAAGAUUAUCAGGACUUGUGCAGACAACGUAUGGCUAGCAAAGCCAACGAGAAACCCGAACCAGUGCAUUCAGUUAACUCUCCGAAGAAAAUCCGUAGCUUGUCCCAAGAAGGGCAAGCAAGCUCCUCAAGUCAUUCCUCAACCUCGUCAUGGAACGAAGAACCAGUUACCUCAAAUAUGGAUAUAUCAACCGGGCAUAUGAUCUUGUCCUACAUGGAAGAUCAUUUGAAAAACAAAGAUCGAUUGGAUCGUGAGUGGGAAGCACUUUGCGCCUAUGAGGCGGAGCUCUGUGCAACAACUGCAGCCACACAACCACAGAACAUCAAGAAAAACCGAUACACCGACGUUCUCCCUUAUGACCACUCACGUGUCAUUUUGAAUGAAUUAACGAAUGUCUCCGGAUCUGAUUACAUCAAUGCCAGUAGCAUUACGGACCAUGAUCCUCGGAACCCUGCCUACAUUGCAACUCAAGGCCCAUUGCCUCAAACGGCCGCCGAUUUCUGGCAGAUGAUAUGGGAGCAAGGCAGUGUUGUUAUUGUAAUGCUCAGUCGACUUAUGGAAAACGGAGUAGCCAUGUGUCAUCGUUAUUGGCCUGAAGAAGGAAGCGAAGUGUACCACAUUUAUGAGGUUCACUUGGUGUCGGAACACAUCUGGUGUGAUGAUUAUCUGGUAAGAAGCUUCUAUCUCAAAAACCUCCGGACGACUGAGACUCGCACUGUUACCCAGUUCCAUUUCAUGUCAUGGCCAGACAACGGCGUACCCAAUUCCACCAAGGCUUUACUGGAGUUCCGAAGGAAAGUUAACAAGUCCUACCGAGGAAGGUCCUGCCCAAUUGUUGUUCACUGCAGCGAUGGUAUUGGCCGAACUGGAACUUACUGUUUGAUCGAUAUGGUUCUCAACCGGAUGGCUAAAGGUGCCAAAGAAAUCGAUAUUGCUGCUACCUUGGAGCACGUACGAGAUCAGCGUGCUGGGAUGGUGAAAACGAAGGCUCAGUUCGAGUUUGUAUUAAUGGCCAUCGCUGAAGAAGUUCAUGCCAUCUUGAAAGCUCUAUCCCAGUAACUCCGAUUCGAUCGAUCAAAACCUUCUAAUGCAGCCUGAUGAGAUGACAAACAGUGACUGUUCGUUCCAAAACUCUAUAACCUGUACGAUUACACUUGUGAACAGACCCUCCACUCCUCCCAUAUACAGCAAGCAAGUAACCUUUGUAAAACUGUAUAUGAGCUGUGUGUUUGUGAAAUCUUUAUUAUUAUUUUACUAUUUAGUAUAUUGUUCCUUAGCAGGAAAUAUAUUAGUCAACAACAAUUAGUCUGAGUUGUUUUGCAUAAACGUAUUUAGUACUUUUUCUUCAACAUCGAUUUUCAUCAAAUGUAGGCAGCAUUAAAAAAUGAUCGUUAUUUUGAAAUGUGUGUUUUUUUUAUGCAUUAUUCAAAAAGUUUCAUUUUACGCUAUGUUUUUAUGUGCAGGUUGUCAUAUUUAUUUAUUUGUUUGUUCCUUUUUAAAUUAUUCGCCCUUCUUAUAGAACAAUUAUAAUUUCACAGAUAUCACGCAGUUGAGUGCAAUUCCUCCAGGAUUAAAUUUAAAGACUGUAAAAUGACUAAAAGAUAAGCAUAAUUGUAAUAAGGAAAUUAAAAUAUCUCAAAAAAUUAAAGAAACUCAUGCCAUGACAAUUGCUGAUGCUAUUAAACCCAUAAUUUGUUAAUAUUAGCAACAAUUUGAAUCUUAUAAAAAACCUAUUUGAAUUUUGAAAUCUAUUAAAGUGAUGAAAAAUAUGGCAAUACUUGAAAAUGUAUCAAAAUAUAAAAUUUUGCUUGGUUGCUUUCACUCUUCUGUUGGCUAUGUAUUAUCUGUUAAGGAACUCUUAUGUCAAUGUGAGUAUGUUUUUGCUUCGUGAUUAUUCUCUCUAUCCCCAUGUUGUUAUUCCUUCAAAGCUAGAAUGGAAUUUAAUGUUCUAAGUAGAAUAAUCUAUACACAAUAUCUAUCUAUAUCUAACGUUAUUUUGCUGAUAAGCCUAAGAUAUUCUCUAUGUGUAUUAUCAAUAUUUAUGUAAUGCACCUUGCAUUUGUUGAUAUCUUUUUUUCUUUAUUAUAUAAAUAGUAAGAGUUACUUGAUAAGAG